CGUGAAGCUGGUAUGGUGUUGAAGCAAUCGCGUGCGGCACUCUCCGUGAUUGUGAUUGUGCUUAGUCUUACAUUAUGUGCGGGGUUUACCGGGGCUUUUUCUCGAUACCGCACAACAUACCCAAAUAUUGUCACAGCACCCAGUAGUCGGGCGUAUAUCGAUAACUCAAACGGUCAGUCGAGGCAAGCAACUAAAUUCGGAAGUGCCGUAGACAUACUUGUAACUCCAGAAAACAAUCAGAACAAUCAAGAUCGACCAGCCAAUGUUAGGGAAUCGGGGUCUGCAGAUUUGCGACCGGAAGAAUCCGAAACAGAAACACGUCUUGUAGAUGAUACAAGAAGUCAAGAGUUCAUAAAUAGCUCAGAGAGUACAAGUCCGGAUAACAUAAUCAGUACAGAGAGCACCAUUCAGAAGGUGGAUUCGAACAGAGAAUCAGCACCAAUCCGACAAUCAGAAGAGGAUAAUACAAUUUAUUAUGUGAUAGGCACGAGGUUCUUCAGCGGGACUGACCCUCGUAAGCUAUCGCAAGGUGCUCGCAAUGCGUACACGGGUAAGUGUGAGCUUUUAAUACGCAUAGCCGUCCCAUCAGUCAUGUUGGCCAUAGACGACCUGUACGCACACGGGAAUAAGCAUGACAAUGUGCGGAUACGAUGGCAGUUUGAUUCAGAAUUAAUGCUUUACGAUGCCACGUGUGUUGCAGCUGUUGCGACAAUCACGCGUAGAUUUAAGCGACACACACAGAACUACAAACAAAGCCGGAUGGUAGAAAUCGAGUCUUUCGUACCUGAAGCAAGAGAGGCUGUGCUUAAAAGAUUAGAUACAGUCACAAAGUGGGAGGGUAUACAUUUUGGAGACUACCGAACAAAGAAGGUUUUCGACAUAAGCCGCAACGGUGUCCUGGUGCUAUCACGGUUCGAUUCGGAUGACGCCAUCAACCGCAUCGCUUUUUUACAUAUAAUUGAUAGUAUCAGAGGUGAUAAAAAAGGUUCCGUCCCAUUUCAAGGCCAAACCAAGAACGCCCCUGUUCCAGGAAGUGUCAAAGAUAGAGGAUUCUAUUACGUAUCCUUACCAGACACAGCAAACUUUGCCGUGAAACACGGAGGCCCAUGUGGGUCACUAACGAGAUGUGAUUAUUGCCUCCACAAGGGACUUAUGCAAACACAUGCCAUCUACGGACCCAAGUUCGACGCCUGCCGUUCACGCACAGACUACAGCAACUGCCUACACACCAACCGCGUCAGUCUCUACAAUUUUCAACACAACAAGGUCAAUGAAUACUUCACCGAUCACAUUGUUCAACACUUCCCCAAAUGCAAUGGCUUCGACCAAUGUAGGUCAUACCUUUGUGGCGACGGGACAGAGGUCAGUAUCAAGCCCGACGGUAGUAUGAAGCAAAGGCUUAGAGAUGCAUGUAAGCAGCAAAACACCCCUAUGGCUUUAUACACUCAAAGUGGUUUACAAGAUAGCGCAGAUAGUCCGAGUGCUUGGAAUGCAACGGCUACCGAGCCAUCAAUUAAAGGCACUGCAGUGUGUACUGUGCUACGAGAUUUAUUCGGUAUAGAAUUCCCAAUUCUAGAUUCACCGGAGCCUACACUUGCCAGGUGUCUUCAGUUUGAGCAUAGGAAUGAUCCAGAGUGUGUUCGGUAGCAUAUGUCGUAGAUAGUCUGAACAUACCAGCAGAAUCGGCCGUGAAUAUCAAAAAUAUCAAAAUUGGAUAUAUAACCAUACAUUAACCUGGCCGAACAGCCAUAUAUAUAAAUAUAUAUACAUACAAUAGAAUAAAACCUAAUGUGUGUGUAGGUGGAUGUGUGCUUAGAGUAUAUGUAUAUUAUAUAUAUAUAUAUAUAGGUGUGUGUGUUUGUGCAACUAAAAACAGGGGUUAAAUAUAGAUAUAUGAAUAUGUAUAUAUACA
Molecule: messenger RNA, 1912 nt
Organism: Sphaeroforma arctica JP610
Lineage: Eukaryota; Ichthyosporea; Ichthyophonida
Exons: 1
Coding region: 13-1647 (544 amino acids)
Source: RefSeq, a predicted model, not a curated record